Oryza sativa Japonica Group (Japanese rice) is the source of this 677-nucleotide messenger RNA. RefSeq names its product auxin-responsive protein SAUR36. Gene Ontology annotation, biological process: response to auxin. Lineage: Eukaryota; Viridiplantae; Streptophyta; Magnoliopsida; Poales; Poaceae. The record is from RefSeq and is a predicted model, not a curated record.
CAGCUCCUCCAGAGACAGAAACUGAGAAUCACACCUUAUAGCAUACCUAUUCAUAUUUUCAGCUGAAAAAACCAGCCAACCAACCAUGAUCAGCGCCAAGAGACUGGUUCAAUUGGCAAAGUGGCAGAGGAUGGCAGCCCUUGGAAGGAAGAGGAUCAUGGGAAAGGCCCAAGAAACUGAAGAAUGCUCCACUUCUGUAGCAGUCAAGGGCCACUGCGUCAUGUACACAGCUGAUGGGAGGCGGUUUGAGGUCCCAUUGGCGUACCUUGGCACAGUGGUCUUCAGUGAACUCCUGAGGAUGUCCCAGGAGGAGUUUGGCUUCACAAGCGACGGGAGAAUUGUGUUGCCUUGUGAUGCUGCAGAAAUGGAGUAUGCCAUGUGCUUGCUCAAGAGGAAUCCAUCGGUCGAGGUGGUGGAUGCAUUGCUCAGCUCUAUGCUGAUACGUUGCCACUGCACUGGUAGUAUGGUGCCAACUGUCGGAGUCAACCAGCAAAUUUCCUGCUUGUAGCUUCCUGAAGAAGAGCCAUAUGGCUUGCCCUGUAAUUGUAAAUUAUUAUGUAUUAUAUCUGGACCAAUUCAAAACAGUUAGAUGUAGCUAAUAGGAAGAGGAAAAUUGCACUGUAAAUCCUUUCGAUCUUGCAAGCAAUCAAGAAACACGCAGUCAGCAUAUGCAUCCA